Dunckerocampus dactyliophorus (ringed pipefish) is the source of this 7019-nucleotide messenger RNA. Its product is annotated as vacuolar protein sorting-associated protein 26B-like. Gene Ontology annotation, cellular component: endosome; retromer complex. Bases 466 to 1458 code for a protein of 330 amino acids. Lineage: Eukaryota; Metazoa; Chordata; Actinopteri; Syngnathiformes; Syngnathidae. The transcript is spliced from 8 exons. Gene Ontology annotation, biological process: retrograde transport, endosome to Golgi; intracellular protein transport. The record is from RefSeq and is a predicted model, not a curated record.
AAAGAUUGCUGCUGUGUGUGCUCUCGUAGCGUGUUUGUGGGCAGUUUCAAGGAUUUUGUGCAGUUUGUGUAGAACUUGCUGCGACGUCUGUUCCAAAAAGCGUGUGGGUGGCAGGAGCCGCCUCACUGACACUUUUUUAAAAAUAAUUUUCGGCUGAACUUUUCCCGGAUGACGUAUAGGUUCGAUAUAUGCAAAUUGUACGGGUCACACUGACAUAAAAAAACAGGUACAGAUCACAUAUGACCAAAAAGAUGGUAAUUGACCUGCAGUGUGAACGUAGCCAAAGACAAAAAGCAACCCUGAUUUCCACACUGGCUGCAUGACACAGCAACAAGUGGAUUCUGGAACGGGCUGUGGUGUGUGUGUGUAACGCCUCCCUCCCACAUACUGCGCCACACAUUUUGACCAAUCACGUGCAGCUUCUACAGAAAAACAGCCUCCCCCCACAGUGACUCGACAGCAGCCAUGAGCUUUUUUGGAUUUGGCCAAAGUGCGGACAUCGAUGUAGUUCUUAACGAUGCAGAAACGAGGAAGAAAGCGGAGCAUAAAAGCGAGGAUGGCAAGAAGGAGAAAUAUUUUCUCUUCUACGACGGGGAAACGGUGUCGGGGAAGGUCAACGUGACGCUCAAGUACCCGGGAAAGAGGCUGGAGCACAACGGAAUAAAGAUAGAGGUUAUCGGCCAGAUAGAGCUCUACUACGACAGGGGAAACCACCAUGAAUUUGUGUCUCUGGCGAAAGACCUCGCUCGGCCGGGGGAGCUCACGCAGUCGCAGACGUUCGACUUUGAGUUCACGCACGUGGAAAAACCGUACGAGUCUUACACCGGCCAGAACGUCAAAUUACGGUACUUCCUGAGAGCCACCGUGAGCCGCAGACUGAGCGACAUCAGCAGAGAGAUGGAGAUCGUGGUCCACACGCUCAGCACCUACCCCGAUAUCAACUCCUCCAUCAAGAUGGAAGUGGGGAUCGAGGAUUGUCUCCACAUAGAGUUUGAGUACAACAAGUCCAAGUAUCACCUAAAAGAUGUGAUUGUUGGAAAGAUUUACUUUUUGCUGGUGAGGAUUAAACUCAAACACAUGGAGAUUGACAUCAUCAAGCGGGAAACAACCGGCACUGGGCCCAACGUCUACCACGAGAGCGAUACCAUAGCCAAGUAUGAAAUCAUGGACGGCGCACCAGUCAGAGGAGAGUCCAUCCCCAUCAGGCUUUUCCUAGCCGGCUAUGAGAUGACACCCACCAUGAGGGACAUAAACAAGAAGUUCUCAGUGCGCUACUACCUCAACUUGGUGCUCAUUGAUGAGGAGGAGAGACGCUACUUCAAACAGCAGGAGAUCACGCUGUGGAGGAAAUGUGACGUUGUGAGGAAGAGUAUGUCUCAUCAAGCGGUCAUCGCCUCCCAACGCUUCGAAGGCUCCUCCAAACCAGACCACAACCACGGCGAUGCGGGGGACUGCUAAAUCCGAAAGUUGUGAAUAUGAGAACCAUUUGCGUGCGUCGAGAGAGAAUGUGCGACACUUAUUUAGUGCGCGUGCCUGUGUGUGUGUGUGUGUGUGUGUGUGCGUGUGCGUGCCUGUGUGUGUGUGUGUGUGUGCGUGUGCGUGUGAGCUCAACAUUUACUAGCCUGGUCCCAGCUCAGAUUUCUACAAAUAUUUACUGAAUCGUUUGCUUUUCGUUCCAGAGAAAAUGAAACGAGCUUGGAGUGAUUGUGCUGAAGAUGCUCAAAGUAUUUUCAUCCAUUCCACCACAAAUGACAUGUUGCCACACGCUAUUAGGGACACUUGGGGGGGAAAUCAGGGAAUUUACCAGAAAAAUAGUCCUAAAUAUACGGGGGGGAAAGUCGUAAUGUUACCUUUGCCAAAGGUCACAUAAGACCCCCCCUUUUCAUAGCUGUCUCAGGCAAUGCCUGUUACGACGGAGUGUUAAAAUAAUCUGAGAUUUCGAGAAUAAAAUCGUAAAUUUACGAGAAUAAAGUCGUAGAAUCACGGAAAAAAAUUCAUAAUGUUACCUUUGCCUGAUGCCAAAGGUCACAUAAGACCCCCCCUUUUCAUAGCUGUCUCAGGCAAUGCCUGUUACGACGGAGUGUUAAAAUAAUUUGAGAUUUCGAGAAUAAAGUGGUAAAUUUACGAGAGAAAAAGUCGUAAAUUUAUGGGAAAAAAGUCGUAAUAUUACCUUUGCCCAAGGCCAAAGGUCACAUAUGUUCCCUCUUUUUUUAUAGCUGUCUCAGGCAAUGCCUGUUACGACGGAGUGUUAAAAUAAUCUGAGAUUUCGAGAAUAAAAUCGUAAAUUUACGAGAAUAAAGUCGUAGAAUCACGGAAAAAAAUUCGUAAUGUUACCUUUGCCUGAUGCCAAAGGUGACAUAUGUUCCCUCUUUUUCAUAGCUGUCUCAGGCAAUGCCUGUUACAACAGAGUGUUAAAAUAAUUUGAGAUUUCGAGAAUAAAAUCUGAGAAUUUACGAGAAAAAGAAUCGUAAAAUUUACGGGAACAAAGAUACCCCCCUUUUCAUAGCUGUCUCAGGCAAUGCCUGUUAGAACAGAGUAUAAAAAUAGUUUGAGAUUUUGAGAAUAAAAUUGUAAAUUUAUGAGAAUAAAGUCGUAGAUUCACGGGAAAAAAGUCGUAAUAUUACCUUUGUCCGAGGCCAAAGGUCACAUAAGACCCCCUUUUUCAUAGCUGUCUCAGGCAAAGCCUGUUACAACAGAGUAUAAAAAUAAUUAGAGAUUUCGAGAAUAAAAUUAUAAAUGUACAAGAAUAAAGUCGUAGAUUCACGGGAAAAAGUCGCAAUAUUACUUUUCACACAAGUCCCCCCUUUUCAUAGCUGUCUCAGGCAAUGCCUGUUAGGACGGAGUGUUAAAAUAAUCUGAGUAUUUUAAGAAUGAAGUCGUAAAUUUACGUGAAAAAUUGUAAAUUUAUGUUGCAGGCAUUGUCUGAGACAGCUACGAAAAGGGGGGACUUAAUGUGACCUUUGGUCCUGGGGGUUUGGAGGGGCCGGGUUAAGGAAGGCGGAAGUGAGAUGGGCUAGCUGUGCUCAUCUAAAUGCUAAAUAUCUCAGCUGCUGUGUUUUGCUGCCACGUUAUAAAUAAAAGCUUGCCUGAAGCAAGAGGAGGAGCGGUGCUCCGUGUGCCCUCUGACACGUGUGACACGUUACCACUUCAUUCUCGUAAAUGUACCACUUUAUUCUCGAAAUCUCCGAUUGUUCUUUUUUUCGAUGUGGCCCUAAUAGUCCAUGGUAACGUGCACAGAGAUGCUCCAAAACACUGGGCACCCCUGUGCCUCUCUCGGAACAUCGGAGCAAUGACAAAUGCUCCAGUAUUCACAUUAUUUCUUUUGUUUGCAACACAAAACAACCUCCCCCCAAAAAAGCCAAAUCUGAUCACUCCACGCGACUUCAAAAAUGGGCUGGACAAGAUGAUUGGCGUCUUAUCAAAACUGUAAGAAACCUGAGAGACCUGCAGCAAUUUGCAGAAGAAGAGCACAGAGGUGCAAGAAAGACGCGAUUGGGUUCAGUUGUUUUUUCCCAAAGGGUGUUUGUUGAGCGCGUCGGCCAUCAUCAUCAUCUGGCACAAACACAGGGGGUGCCCAUGUUUUGGGCCAUGACCGUAACAAUAGGAGACAUUUUGAAUGCAUUGCCCAGGGUAGCCAGGUGUUGUCACGGCCUGCUCGGACGACGUAGCGCCGGAAGGACGGCGAACUAACCAGCGGAAAGCAGAUUCACUGACAAAAGCUUUCUGCAACAAAUGUGUUUUGCGAUGCUGGUCGACUUCCGAGUUGUCAUUUCAGAUUUUCCUCAUAGGAAAUACGUGAAUAAUUCCUUCCCGGCUCAAACUCUCCAUUACGAAACCUUAAUUUAUUGUACUGAAAGGCUGGCAAAUACUCAUUUUCGGUAUUGAUCCGAUACCAAGUAAAUACAGGGCCAGUACUGCCGAUACCGAUACCGAUGCUGAUGUUUUUACUUUACAUUCUUCAAGAUGGUUGAAUGAUAUAUUUUGUUGAUCGUGUUUAUAAUCUGAUUGAAUUGACUAAAACAAUACAUAAAUACAACAAUACAAGACAAUGUAACAAUUAUGGGAUGGAUCCUCCCGACCCAUCAUUGAGGUGGGCACCUUUUAAAGGGCCGUUGGUUGUCGUCUCUUGGGUGCUACCUCGAGUUGACUUUGCAUCGUGCCUCAUGAUUGGCUGCCACACGUGUUUUGGGGUCAUGUCAUGUCACCCUCUCUGGACGCUCCUUGGUUUGUUUUCCGGACACGCUUCAUCAAAUCAAAAAAGUGCUUUUCCUAUUUGGACGAGAAGCACAGCAGUGUGUACCAUUUCGUUUUGGGUCCUACUCAAGUUCCUGAUAUUUGUAUGUUUUACACGAGUGUGUGACUGACAUGUGGUUGACUGUGUGAUACAGUAUUUGCCCUGGUGCAGACAAAAGCCUGGCUAAUAGAUAAAUAUAUCUUGAAAAAAUUCAUUUCGUAUCAUAUACACUGUAAAAAAGGUCCAAACUUUUUCCAGCGAGGGUCCCAUACAUCAAAGUUGAAGGACAAGGACGCCGCUUUGAUACAUUUUGUACAUUAAAGAUGGCCACCUUAUCUUUGCGUUGUACGUGACAAAGCAAGUUAGCGCGAUGACUAACAAUUUAUCUCAUUAAUAAUCCAUCCAUUUCAUUGUUACGGUGUACCCAGGGCCAAUAAAAAAUGAGCUGUGGGUCGAAAAUGCUCCAAGGGCGGCACUUUGGACACGCCUGCUAUCAAUGAACAAUGUAAAUGCUGCCCAUUUGUGUUGUUUUCAUGUGAUGACAAGUUACUUAUGUGUGUCUCAAGGAUGAAAUAAUUUUCUAUUCCGGUGUACUUUGAAUAAAAAAGGAGUAACGGAAAACAUUUCUUUGUUAAUUACAUGACAGCGUGUGCUGUGGCGCUGUGAUGACAGUACUGGGUGUCCCUGGAUAUACAGUAGAAUGAACACAUACAGUAGGCAAAAAAAGAUCAAAUAAAUAAUUUAUUUUUAGAUUUUAUUUUUUUAAAGAAAAAAAUACAGUGAAUCACUUAAGUAUUACAAAGUACAAUGUUCCCUAGCUCUAUCGCGGUUCACAUUUCAUGGAUUCGCUGUUUUAUGAACAUUUUAUGAACGCAGUUACAGGCCGAGGCUGGCCCUUUAAGAACAAUUUCAUUGUGGGAACUUGCGUCUCCCUCACUCCCUGUCUGCACCGCCCAUUGUUUUCUGUGUCCUGAUUGGCUGUAGACCAUUGUCAAUCAGUCUACUUUAUGCCGCCCUGCCGUGUCUGCCAUAGACAUAGACGCCGCACCGAGCACUGACAUGUACGUCAACGUCGCCGCCAUAUUGGAUGUGUCAAGGCUGCGCUGUAAAUGAAUAUAAGUAAAUGUACUUACUUUCAUAAAGCGCCUUUCUACAAAGAAAUUUACGUUAAUUCCUCUCGUUCAUUCAUUCACACACUCGAUAGGGCGUCUAUGUCUAAGGUGUGUCCUGUGUCAUCGCUAGCUUGCUUUCUAUCUUGUAAAUUGAUCUUUGGUUCAAAGGAGGCGGAAGACUGUUAUUGUCUGAGAAAAGUGUAUAAAGUGUAUGGUGAGAGGUUUUACAGCCUUGAAACAUAAUAAUUGUGAAAAAAAGAGGUCCAAAUUCUAAAGUUGUUAUUAAAUCAGAGUAAUGCAGGGGGUAACUUUGGAUAUUUUCAGUGCUUCAACCGAGGUUUUUAUCGUCUUGAAUGAUUUGUUGUUUCAAAAAUGGUUAAAAACGCUGAAAAAGUUACAUUCAGUACAUCACAGGUAUACCAAUUCGUCUCCGCUGUGUUAAGCAGCUGUCACCACCAGAGGGCAGGCUUAUGUCAGCUUUCUUUGUGUUGACGAUGACGCGCGUAUAACAUUAGAAUCACAGUAGUUGUGAACCAUUUUUUUAGAAUGCAGGUUUUGAUCUUAAAUUUCCAAGAUUGUGACGGCAUUGUGUGCGACAAAGAGGAUAAUACGGAACUUUGGAUGAUCAUGACUCAACCCGGCACACGCCUUAACUUCCUGCUCUUCCACGGACUCCCACGUCUGUCAUGUGACUGAAAGAGUUGGACCCUCUUCAGUCCAGUCAUCGAUCAAUGAAUGUGAUUUAAAUCAAGUUGGAAAACAAAAGAUCGAUUAUAUUGUCAUUUGUUGAAUCUAAAUAACGUUUUCAAUCAUGCUUUCGGAGCAGAUACUACACCAAAGGGGUUAAGGGAGUAAUUUUGUUGGUAUUGUUAUGGUCUUAUAUUGUUUUAUUUAUAUUAUAUUUUAUUUUGGCAUGUGUUUUAUUCUGAUUAUAAUCAUGAUCAACAAAAUCAUUUAUUCAUCUUGAAAAAUGUCAAGUAGCUAUUUGCAGUAUUCCCCACCCUGACGUAGGUAAAAUGUCGUCAGACUUUAAGUUAAGUAGUUAAUGCUAAAUUAUUGAACACUGGACUGAUUUAAUGCCAUGACGGCGUAUUAGGGCCACAUUGAAAACAAUAAUAAUUUGAUAUUUGACAAUAAAGCAGGACAUUUACGGAAAAAAAAAGUCACAGUAUUACCUUUGCCCAAGAAAAAACACUUUUUCAUAGCAGUCUCAGGCAAUUCCUGUUACAACGGAGCAUUAAUAUAAUUUUGAGAUUUUGAGAAGUCGUAAAUUUACGAUAAUAAAGUUGCAAAUUUAUGAGGAAAAAAACUCAGAAUAUCUCGAGAAUAAAGUUGUAAAUUUACAAGAAAAAAUGUGUAACUUUUGGGACUUGCAGUAUGUGACCUUUGGCCUUGGGAAUGUGGAGGGGGCGGGGUCAGGAUGGCGGAAGUGAGAAGGGCUAGACACGCUAAUGUGUUUGUGCUCAGCUGCUCUGUUUUGCUGCCACGUUAUAAAUAAAAGCUUGCCUGAAGCAAAAGGAGAGUUUCCUUCCUUCCUGAAGAGCUAUGCUCUAUUUUCCCUCUGACACGUAUGACACAUGAUAUUACGACAUUAUCCUCGAACAUUUCCGACUUUAUUCUCGUAAUAUUACUACUAGCAGAAGUAAUGUUAUUACGACUUUUGUUCUCGUAAA